AACGUAUAUAACUUUUCUCCCACGUCAGACUAUUUCUGCUUCAUACGUAACUCUUCAAUUUUUUGAUUUUCUGUCUUGGAAAAAGGUGGGCUACCGCAGCCUUUUCCAGAGCACCAAUGCCCAUCAAGUCUCCAGGAACACGAAGCUUCAGUUAAAUCUGACAUCAUCCAUUGAGUCUGAUAGAGUGAUCCCCCACUAGAUCCUGGGUUUGCUUUUGCAGCGGAUAUUGGCAGUUCGAAAUAACCUGGUUUGAUGGCAAGACAUUCUUUUUUCACAGAUGGGCCUAUUGAGGAGAUACUGAACAAAGGGACAACGACUGUACAUGUUACAGCUCUGGAUGGUCUUGUCAAUGUCAAUUCCUUGUUCACGGUUGCAGUUUUUGUUGGGUUAUCUUUGGCAACUCCCGGCCAGAGAAGCUUAGAUGACUCAGGUACCUGUAAUGCAGGUGAGGAUAUUGCUAGGAACCUUUUGAUAUUUGAGGUGGCAUCAUUCAGUGCAUUUCUGUUUUCAAGUUUGAUUGCACAGGGUUUGAAGUUAGCAAUCAUGCUAAUCAAUAGCAAACAAGUUGAUGAUGCAUUCCGGGCUCAUAUCAACAACAAGAUGUUGAGGCUUGGAAUGCUUGCCUCUGCAAUUGGAUCUGUAAUGGGAUGUGUUUUUUUGAUGAUGUCAAUGGUCAAUGUUAUACAGAUCAGGCUUGGUGUAUUGUCCUGUGGGAACAGCUCCACUGUAAGGGCGACUAUAAGUCUGGUUGGUUUAGUUUCAACAGCCCUGAUUAUCUAUAUUUCUACUGUCUUUUAUGCCUUUACUCAUUAGAGCAAUGAAAUUCAGCCACAAGCCAGACAUAAAUGUGAUGCACUGCUACUCCCAAACUUGAGGAGAAUAUUGUAACCUACAUCAAGAUGCGUGUUUUUCAAUGUCCACGAUUUAAGUAAUGAGGAGCAGGAUUCCCUUAAGUGUCACAAUUCUGGUGUUUACAAUACCGUGAAUGUCAAAACAUUCGCAGCCUGCAGCCCUUGCACUACCUACCUUUGAAAACUUUUGGUUCUGUUCCUACCUGAAAAGAAUGGCAGUUGUUAAGAUCAACAAAAAGAUACAAUGAUGGAGAUGUCCUAGAUGAUUUUAUACUUUAUUUUGUAUUUUCCAAGUCUAAACUCUGAUGAGUACAAUUUUAUGUUAAUAUAAAUUGUUUUUUCA
Molecule: messenger RNA, 1194 nt
Organism: Cryptomeria japonica (Japanese cedar)
Lineage: Eukaryota; Viridiplantae; Streptophyta; Pinopsida; Cupressales; Cupressaceae
Exons: 4
Coding region: 253-813 (186 amino acids)
Source: RefSeq, a predicted model, not a curated record